Messenger RNA from Dromaius novaehollandiae (emu), 5273 nucleotides. RefSeq names its product triadin (gene TRDN). Gene Ontology annotation, biological process: regulation of cardiac muscle cell membrane potential; regulation of release of sequestered calcium ion into cytosol by sarcoplasmic reticulum; heart contraction. Lineage: Eukaryota; Metazoa; Chordata; Aves; Casuariiformes; Dromaiidae. Gene Ontology annotation, cellular component: plasma membrane; junctional sarcoplasmic reticulum membrane; sarcoplasmic reticulum. Gene Ontology annotation, molecular function: signaling receptor binding. The record is from RefSeq and is a predicted model, not a curated record. The transcript has 38 exons. The coding region runs from base 499 to 2739 and encodes 746 amino acids.
UUACUUUGAACUCUAUGUUUCAUGUUUCCUGACAUACACCCCAAAGAACUGUAAUUAUGCUAGAGAGGCUGCAGGAGCUCUAAACAGUUCUUUCCAGUUCUUUUGCUUUUUGCUGCAUUUCCAUGCUUUUCUGUCCUGUUCGGAGCUGGGUAUUUUUACCUUUUAUUUAGCAUGCGCAAAGUUCUUAGGAUGUUAGAAAAAAUGUGCUGAAGAUUCACUGUGAGGCAUGGCUAUUUUUGUAAGAAGCUGAUACUUUAGACUGAGCUUUAUGCAUUGCCUUUGGAAGGCCUUAGGUUGUUCAGGGUGGGCAGGAGUCUGCAGAGGAAACAGAAAGUUCAAGAGGCACACAAAAGAAGAAGGAAACGAAUUAGAGAAAGCAAAGGACCUCCCUCCUUUUCAUUCUGUGACUUCUGCAAGGGCCAGCAACCCCGAAGCAUUAUCUAAGCUGCCACAGUAUACCUUGACCUUUUUAACAGAGUAUCUCUUACCAUCAUCAUUAUGGCCGAGAUUACAGCAGAAGGACGUAUGUCUACAACCACGACAAUAAUAGAUGGUAAGAACGGAUCUGUUCCUACAACAUCCAUGAAAGUUGGCAAGAAAUCGGUUACAGAAGACCUUGUGACAACGUUCAGCUCACCCGCAGCAUGGCUUCUUGUUGUUGCUCUGAUUGUUACUUGGUCAGCAGUAGCCAUUGUGAUGUUUGACUUGGUGGAUUACAAAGCCUUUGCAGCCACCUAUUCACAACAUUGUGAUGAUCCCUGUUUACCACCUGGAAGAUCUGUUAACAAGCUCAGCACAGAACCACUGAGAAUCAUUCAUGAGACAUUGGAAGAAUCCACUGAUUGGCUUUAUGGCUUUAUUUCUUUACUGUCUGACAUCGUAUGGAGUGAUGAUGAUGACAGUGAUGAAGGCGAAGUGGAACAUUCCCUGAAAAGAAAAGAAAUUCAUAAAGAGAAACCUGAGAGACAUGAGAAACGAACAUCAUCAAAGGUAAUUCACAGAGACAAACCUGAAAAACAAGAAAAAAAUGAAAGGAAGGAACCCAUAAAGGUGACACAUAAAGACAAAUUGGAAAGACAAGAAAAACCUGGAAAAAAAGAAAGGCAUACAGUUACAGACAAGGAGAAACAUGAAAAGCCAGAAAAACCUGAAAAGAAAGCACCUUCUAAAGCAAUUCAAAAAGAAAAAGCAGAAAGACAUGAAAAAGUUGAAAAGAAAGCUCCUCCCAAAGAGGAAAAGAAAGUAAAGAGCACCAAAGUGGAAGCAAAAGUUAAAAAGGAAGUGAAGGAUGGAAAAGGUGAAGCAAAGAUGGCUGAGAAACUCAAGCAGGCAGAGACUAAAACAACAGAAGUUGGGCUAAUAAAGGCCAAACCAAAAGUUAAGGAGGAGAAAGCACUUCAAACUGUAACUAAAUCGGAAAAGAAAGAUCAAUAUGCAUUCUGUCGCUAUGUGAUUGACAUGUUUGCACAAGGGGAUUUUUAUCCAGGACAAAAGGAAAUGGUAUCACCUCGUCUUCUUCUAGAACAUAGUCCAAAGAAGAAGCCAGCAACUACUGAAGAAACAGAAGAGGAAAAGAAAGUGACUCAUGUGAAGGGGGCUACCACUGAAACUAAGAAGAAAGAAAAAGAAGCAAAAAAAGAGAAAGCUUAUGAGAAGACAGCUGUCCCUGAAAUUAAAAAAGCAGAUAAAAAAGAAGCUGCUGUGCCCAAAGAACUUAAAAAGCCAGCAAAAGCUCCUGCAGCCAAACCAACUGCCACAAACCCAGCAGCACCAGAACCACGCAAGAAAGAAAAAAUGGUGGAAUCUGCCAAAACAGCAAAGAAAGAAGUAAAAGUACCUGUGAAAAACAUAUCUGUGGAAACUCAGAAGUCGAAAGCAGCACUUGAAAAAAAGGAAGAAAAAACAAUGAAGGCAGCAGAGCAAGAUAAACCAAAGAUGAAACAAACAAAUCCUGGAAAAGAGAAAGAACUUAAAUCUCCAGCUGCCACAAAAGACAAAGAGCACACUAAAGAAAGAGAGGGAAAGAAUUCUACGGCUUUAAAAGAUAGAGAGUCUCCAAAAGGAAACAAUCCCAAGAAUCCAGAGGGAAGAAAGGAGAAAGAGCCUGGUAAAAGAAAAGAUGUGAAGCCUCCAGCAGUCUUAAAGGAAAAGGAGUCUUCAAAAGGAAAAGAACUGAAGACUUCAACUUUCAUUAAGGAAAAAGCUGUGGUGAAAAAAGAAGAGGAGAAGAAAGAUAAGUCCUUCUGCUCCUUGGAGUGUCACCGGAUCAAUCCGAAACUCACUAACCUCACUAAAGCAGCUAUUGUAGAGAAACAUCAUGAACACAACGAGAAAACUAAGCAACAAAAGACAGCUCCCACAGAGAAAUCAGAGCAUGAAGCUGUCAAACAUGAAAAAGGUGUUCCACCAACAAAACCAGCCAAAUCAAAACCAACUGCAAAGCCAGCAGCUGAAAUCCCAACAGCAGCCCAGAAAAAAACAAAGACAGCUAAGGAAAAACAUGAAAAAACAGUUGAGAAGAAACAUCAGAAAAAUGAGAAAAACAAAGGAGUCUCGCCAGUAAAAGAAGCUCCACGACAUCACAACCUGACAACAGCUCCUGUCCGCUACUUUCAGUGUGUCUUCCUAAAUGGACUUAAUGGAUAUGGACUGCAAUUCCCCAUUAAUCCACUCUCUAAGAAGGAAGAAAAGACUCACUCAAAGACUUCCAGGAGAAAGACAAAGAAACCUGGGCAGUAGAGAGACCGCGUCCUGCAAUUAUUCACAUUUUUCACUUUAUCUUUUCUGCUCAGUCCACAGUAAUUACAGUGGUACCCGUUACUGCAAGAAUGUUGGUCAUAUGCACCCAGAAAAGUUUCCAUUUCCAUGGGGCAGAGGCAAACAAGAAGUAAUGGACCGUGUUUGAUAAAGGUAGAAAUGUAAAAGUGCCCCAUUUCUUGUGGAAAGACUGCAAUGCUAACAAAGCAUUGGCCUGACUGUGUGUAUGAGUGUGUGUGUGUGCGUGUGUUGUGCGUGUGUGUUUUCCUGCCUCUUCUGCUCUUAUUGUUUUUCUCUACCUGCUCAGCAUUAAAGUGAGUCUAUUUUCCAUUUAAUCAUAUUUAGGGAGGGAAAGGAUGAAUGUAACUGUUAUAUCAGCAAGAUUGCAAGACUAUCUGCAAUCCUAAAUCAUUUCUGCUUAACGUUCACUCAAAUUGCUGACAAGAAAAAACCUGUCAUGAAAAUAUGCUGUGUGACUGGUGCUAUUUUUAUGUCUCAUUGACCAGUGUAGCCUGAAACUCUCUCACUUUGAGCAGCUCAGCGUACAUCAACAAGUUCACUCUCCAAGCCAUGUUAAUGAUGAAUAUUUACUUUUAGCUUGAAGUAGUAAAAGCAUGAUGUCUGUGUUUGCCCUGCCUGUUGGUGAAAUCCAAACUCUUUGCUUUCUAAAGCCCAAAGUGAGCAGAGAAAGUGAAACAUGGCAAAGGUGAGGAAAACCAAGCGUGUGACAACAUGAAGGUCCCAAGAAAAAAAAGAAAAUCUUUUUUAAUACUUGUACUUUUCUUUUUUGCAUUGAGUUCUUAUCAAAUCAGACUGACCUGCAGCACAGACCAUGCAAAUGGAUGAUAUAUCAGCCAACCAUUUGCUAUUAGAAUAAGUCUGAUGGAAAAUUACGAUGUGAGAUGCCACUUAUGAAACCAAACCAAUCCAGAUUUCCAGGCGAAAAUGUCAAUUUGAUACAACAUCAGAUCAGUGAUCAAAAAAAAAGAAAAAACAAGAACGUAUGCAGUAGUCUGGGUAGCUGAUUUAAUAGACGAAAAGGAAGGAUUCCUGAGCUGCUAGAAGGAUUUCCUCCAAAUGCACUCUACUGUUGAUAAAUUAUAGAUGAGGACUGCAAGUAGAUGUGCCAAUCCUCAACCUUCUUGUGUUUAUUUCUGUAGAAAUAACUGAUUAGUUACCUUAAAAAAGAUGAGAUUUGACCUAUGUGGAGGCACUUGGCUGUAAAUUGGCAUCUCAAUUGUCUGUAUGUCCAGUAAUGUAAAUAAUCAUGCAUUUUUUUGCAAGCUGCUAUUUGUUUGUAUUUUAUUACUAUACCUUUGCAUUUAAUCUGUGAAAUACACAGCAGUGACCUUAGUUAUAUAGUUACCAGGUCAAACAUCAUGAGGUUCAACACAGAACUUGGCUACUCACAGAAUCCAAUCAUACCAGUAACUAUAUAUUGCUCUUUCAUUUUUAGCAUAGCUGAAGGUAAUAUCACUCACUUCUGCCUCCUCUCCCUGCCACUCCAUUCUUAUCUUAAUCAAAUAAUUGACUUACAUGAGUUUCAGACAACUGAGUCCUUGACAGAUUAGGGCAGUUCAGAAAGCUUUGUUGCCAGGUUGCUGAGUCAGGUUAGCACAGUCUGAUUACUGCUCACCACCCUGCGUGGACCGAGUUCUUGUCUUGGUGCACUCUACAUUGCACAGGUCCUGUGUUGCAAAAUCUGUCACAGCACCAAGCAGCCUAGACAGUGGUUUCUGGAGAGAAGUAGAAACCUUCUUGCCCUAGAGGGAGCUGUUCCUAUAUAGGGGCUCACUGUACAUAAAACUGUUCAGUGUGAAUGCCUCCACUGUCACCUGUGAAAUCCAAUCUGGAGAUAAGUAUAGGAUUGUAGAGCUGCAAGACAAGACUUUUUCAUGAUGAAAUGACAGUUUUUAAUUUCUUUUCAGUUAAGUCUUUUUAUAUUUCCAAUGGCUUUUUUUUUUCCUUUGCAAUCUGUGAUUUUGUGUAUAUUAUUAUGGAUGGUAUUGCCUUAGGUUUUUACUGUGAAAGCUGUCUUAAAAUGAGAUUAUAACUUUCUGAAAAUUGGUUAAUUUAAUUCAAAACUUUAUCCAAUCAGGACAAGAUUUUAUUAUGCUAUAAGCUGUUAUUCUUUUUGGCUUCUUUUGCUUAAAUAAAUUCUGUGUAUUAUAGUUAUUCCUCUUUGAGCUGGGAGAUGACAAGAACGUGUCCCAGAUCUCAUUCUCAAAAUGUUUCAGUUAGAUAUCUGAAUGGGUUUGGAAACAUAAACAUUGAAUAUCAGUGAACAAGUGGUAUAGAAUCAGCCAUUUAUUGUCAUUUCCUAAUCUCAGCCACUGUCUUGAAGAAUAGAGGAAACAGAGAUCCACUCUCCAAGUGGCAAUCAUUUUUCUCCAUAAAUUAAAUUUGCCUGGAAUCUUAAAAAUAAGUCAUUUGAAUUGCAUGGUUUUACUCAAAUUAGCCUGAAAUAUUGCAAAAUCAUAUGCUGAUUGUUAUCCAUUUUGAAAAAUAAAGAAUAU